AUGGGGCAAGUGCAAGGUCCGAGGAGAGUGGCCAAUCAGAUUCCUGACGAGAUCCUCAACAAUCCAGAGCUCAACAAGGCCAUUAAGGCUUUGCCAGCUAACUACAGUUUUGAGAUCCACAAAACAAUCUGGAGGGUGCGUCAAGCCAAAGCCAAGAGAGUGGCCUUGCAGUUGCCUGAGGGUCUGCCGAUGUUUGCAUGUGUGAUCUCUGAUAUCAUUGAGAGAUUCACAGAGGCGGACACACUAGUGAUGGGAGAUGUGACAUACGGGGACUGCUGCAUGGAUGACUUCACUGCCCGCACUUUAGGAGCCGACUUCAUGGUGCAGACUUUAUGGGCUUGCAAAGUCCCCAUAGACUCAACUGAGGCCAUCAAGAUGCUGUAUGUGUUUGUGGACAUCCAGAUUGACACUGGCCACUUCCUGGACACACUCAGGUUCAACUUUCCCCCUGGCCACUCGCUCGCCCUCGUCAGCACCAUCCAGUUUGUGGCUGCUUUACAGGCCCAUUCCCGUGCUCUGGUUGCUCCUUUGGUGUUGGUACCCCAGUGUCGGCCACUUUCUCCUGGGGAGAUCCUCGGAUGCACAUCGCCUCGUCUGGAGAAACACAUCAGUGCCAUCAUAUAUCUUGGGGAUGGAAGGUUUCAUUUGGAAUCCAUCAUGAUUGCCAACCCAGAUAUACAUGCCUACAGGUAA
Messenger RNA from Carassius auratus (goldfish), 693 nucleotides. RefSeq names its product 2-(3-amino-3-carboxypropyl)histidine synthase subunit 1-like. NCBI's taxonomy places the organism in Eukaryota, Metazoa, Chordata, Actinopteri, Cypriniformes, Cyprinidae. Gene Ontology annotation, molecular function: 2-(3-amino-3-carboxypropyl)histidine synthase activity. The record is from RefSeq and is a predicted model, not a curated record. Bases 1 to 693 code for a protein of 230 amino acids. The transcript has 9 exons. Gene Ontology annotation, biological process: protein histidyl modification to diphthamide.